Molecule: messenger RNA, 845 nt
Organism: Colossoma macropomum (tambaqui)
Lineage: Eukaryota; Metazoa; Chordata; Actinopteri; Characiformes; Serrasalmidae
Gene: fkbp7
Product: FKBP prolyl isomerase 7
Exons: 4
Coding region: 61-714 (217 amino acids)
Molecular function (GO): peptidyl-prolyl cis-trans isomerase activity; calcium ion binding
Source: RefSeq, a predicted model, not a curated record
CGGAAGAAGGCGGUGUCAGCCAGCUCGGAGAGUUUGUGCCACGCAGACAGUCGCGCAAAGAUGUCUGAGCGGUCCAUCAUUUGCUUCAUUCUGUACCUUCAGAUCUCCAGCUUCUUCCUCGAUUUCGUUGACGCAAGUGAAUCAAACGAUGAGGUGAAAAUCGAGGUGCUAUAUUUGCCAGAAAACUGCACUCAAAAAGCCAGAAAGGGCGACCUGCUGAACGCGCACUACGAUGGGUACCUCGCCAAGGACGGCUCUCAGUUCUACUGCAGUCGUUCUGCUAAAAGUGGUGACCCCCACUGGUUUGUUCUGGGUGUUGGGGAUGUGAUAAAAGGUCUGGACUUGGGGCUGAAAGACAUGUGUCCUGGCGAGAAGCGAAAAAUCACAGUUCCACCCUCGCUUGCCUUUGGAGAACAGGGGAAACAUCCUGUGCCACCCAAUGCAACUGUGAUCUUUGAGGUGGAGCUUCUGCAUGUAAGACGAGGACCACGCAGCAUUGAAGCUUUUAAAGAAAUGGACAUCAACAAUGACCGUAGUCUGACGAAAGAAGAGGUGUAUCAGCACUUGAAGAUGGAAGCGGCGAAGUUAAAGGUGCAGAAAGAAGAGUCCUACUUUCAAGACGUCGUCACCGAUGUGUUCCGUAGGAACGACAAAGACGAAGACGGGACUUUGUCAGUAAAGGAGUAUAAUGUCUACGAGCAUGAUGAGCUGUAGCUGCCACUAGAACCUGCACUACCUCACAGACAUUUUAUUAUGCAGUUGGUGCGUUGGACUGAAGAGCAGGAGUUUGAUAAAACAUCCCUAAGGCCAUAUCAAUUUAAAUAAACAUGAUUUUUGAUAAUUAA